Molecule: messenger RNA, 2358 nt
Organism: Cherax quadricarinatus
Lineage: Eukaryota; Metazoa; Arthropoda; Malacostraca; Decapoda; Parastacidae
Product: microtubule-associated protein Jupiter
Cellular component (GO): nucleus
Source: RefSeq, a predicted model, not a curated record
UUCGUACUGUAGUAAAGUAAAACUUAAACCUUUCGUUGCCAGUACUCCUAUUUUAAUUCAUUCAGACUCGCAAAAUCGUAAUAACACGAUUGCAAACUAGUUACAGAACAGGUGGGACUCGAACCCAUGGCAAGGUAGUCUUAAAACUCGCAGGCCCACUAGUGUAUUUACCACUGAAUGAAUCUUAACCACUAGUUUAUGCUUUCCUAGCACGUUGUGCUGAGCCUGAUACGUGCCAUGGGUUCGAUCCCCACCCGUUGUGUUAUCAGUACUUAUUCGUAUAACUUUGUUAAAUAAGUUGAAGAAUACCAGACAUUACUGCGCAAGUUCCCUUUAGUCUAGAUCCGGUUUCUUCUGAUUCUCCUUAAUGCGUCUUGGUCCAGGAAGUGGCGAAAGAUGGAGGCAGUGACUGUACUACCUAAAUCCCUCUGUUGAGUUUCCUUGAUGUUGGCGAGAAGCUCUUGAGCCAAGGAAUAAGACUCUUGUUUUCCCCUUACGUGAUUGCCUCCCAUUCCCAGGGUGUUGUAUGAGCCUUAGGAGUUAGCGCUUCCCUAAAGUUGUAAUGUACCACCUGAAAUAAAAUGCAAUUGAUGUUUAUUUGAGGAUAGUGGCAGAGGGUGAUGUUGGAUCUUAAGUACAUCAAACUAGCAUUAACCGCCAAAGUUAAUCACCCUCCUGGUGGAGAGACCCAGUUGAACAAUGAAGUUGGACCAGAAAACUUAACAGUUAGGGUGCUGAAACCUCCUGGUGGUGGGUCAUCUAUCUCCUUUGGAGAAGACGAGGACGCUAGGCCCAGGCCGAAGACUCUUCCCCAGCAGCAAGCUCCACAGGAAAACUCCCCUAAAGCAGACACAAAUGGUACGGCCUCCCCUCAGUGUGAGAAUGAUGCUGCUGCCACAAAGGAAAAUAAUCCAUUGGCUGCUACCAAUGGGUCUGCUACUAAUGGCUCACCCUCUGUUGGUUCCAACAGUGGUAGGUCCUCUAAUUGUGCAACUACUCCAACUUCUGCAAAAAAAUUAGAUACACAGAGCCGCCUCUUCGGAGAUGAUCCAGGCAACGAUACCACCCCUAGUCGCAAAGUGAGGGAUCACCAACGAAGCAACAUCUUCUCAGACGAGCCAGUGACAAAGCCUAGUGGAAGUGCCAAUGGGCCCCGGGCAGUAGCUUGUAACAAGAUUGGCCUCCUUGCUCUACAAUGCAUGCCAUCAGUGUUUUGUCGGACGUGGACGCGUCGGGAUCCAGUUACUGGGGUGGGUGUCCUGUGCUGGGACAUCCACGCUCCUCGCUGUGCUCCCAACAAGAGGAAAGGUAACAGAAGUGACAAAGCUAUUAAUCCUGCAGCACGUGACAGCCAGGAGACAAAGACUCCUGAGCAGCCCCAGCAGAAGCAGAGGCAACGUGUUCCCCCAGGUGGCUUCUCCACUCAGCUGUGGUAAACCUAGGGCCUGCCACACCACUUACCCUUGCCCAAGACUUCAUGUGCAGGCAUUCUCUUUGGAACAUUAACAAAAGCUAUUUGAUAUGACCAACAUGCCUACUGGAAAUGUAGCUUGUAACAUGUGGUGAUGUUUGCUUGUAUAACAUUAAAAGCUUUGUUGAAAUAUGAUGGCUGACAUGUAACUAGAGGUUUACUUAGAAAUACUCUGAAUUAUUUUGCUGUCAUAAAAUUUAGAUUAGAUUAAUUUUGAUGUACAGUAAUAUAAAUUAUAAAAGCACAUAUAGUUUUAGUUUUACUAUACUUCUGCUGAAAUGCAUAAAUAGUGCAGAGUAUCUAUUCUUUACCAAACAAAGCAAGGCUCUUCUGGUUACUUUUUCCUUUACUUCAGGAUUUAGUGAGCUGCAUUAAGCCAUGCAAUGGUAUGGUAUGGCAUGCCAUAUCUGGCUUUCAUUUGUUACACAAAUGACAAGAUUAUAAAAAUUGCCAUACUUAUUUGUUGCUCAAUCAUUUCUAAUACCAUUAGAGGUUGGAAUAACUAAGUUUUGUAGGGCCAUUCAUUAAAGCCAUUCCAUGUACUUUUAAGAAUAGUUGCUCCAGCAUUGGGGUAUAAAAAAUGUACCUAAUGGAGUGUUAAGUGUACCUAAUGUUCCAUCCGUUAAAUAUAAAUCGCCUUUUUGUAAGGUAGCUUUUAUUUCCUAAUCUAAAAGUUUACCCAAUUUAAAAGUAUCACAAUUGUAAACAAUAAUAACCCUUUGUUUACACAUACCAUCUGUGAUAAUUUUGUUAUUGCUAGAAGGGUCGAAAUAUAAAUGUAGUAUCUCAGUUCCACUAACAUUUGGGAAUGCUCCUUUAUAGAACAGGCUCCGUUUGGCUGUAGCAUAAAUUGUUUGUAUUAAUUUUAAUAAAUCUAAUAUAAUCUU